Molecule: messenger RNA, 2581 nt
Organism: Paramisgurnus dabryanus
Lineage: Eukaryota; Metazoa; Chordata; Actinopteri; Cypriniformes; Cobitidae
Source: RefSeq, a predicted model, not a curated record
AGUCCUCGCGCAUCCGACACUUGCAUCACUGUCUAUCUGUUCAUCAAACAGAACAGAUGUUUUAAAAUCUGAAAUAUAUUUUUUUAGUAUUUGUAUGUUAUUAUAUAUUUUACUUUAUAUUACAGACGUCUUAAAUAGAACAUUUUAUUUUAAAAAAAAAUUAUGAACAAAUUUCUAUGCGCGAAGAACUGAGGAACUAUGAAACGCAUUCAUUUUUCUCGAUACGACGCAAGAUUAGAUAAAAUGCGGUUACUUUGGACAAACUACUUUUGAGGAACAGAAAACACAUUUGGACCACAAAAACUUCAGGGUGAACAUUCACGGGUCGAGAAUGAACCCGGUUAAUUUCAGUAAGUUUAACAGAUCCAUCUCUGGAAACGCUGUGUAUCCGUUUGCGCUGUACGAGUCGCCUCUGUAUAAGGAUUAUAAACCUCCAGCCAGAGAUCUCAUACAGAUCCCCAGAACCGCGCUUUACCUCAUGAUGGCGUGCGUGGUGGUGAUCGCCGUCGCUUAUGCCAUUGUGGGACAUUUAAUCAAAGACCUCGCUCACGACAUCUUGGAUUGGGCUUUAGGUCCAGAUGAGGAGAGCAUAAAGGCCAGCAGUGAGGCAGGUGAGGACACCUCCACUCACACGCCAUCGGGUCUUACACGCUCCAACGCCUUUCACGUGUGGGACCAGGAUGACGUUGUUAUACCCCUCCAUCCGGAGCACAGUCCCCAGACCAGCCCUCUUCUGGGUGUCAUUCCCUUUAUACCACAUUUCUUCCCAUCACCCACGUCUCACAGCGUGAUCAACAGCCCGGCACCCAACCUCGAAACCAAGAGCCCCAACAAGACAUCGCAAGAGGCCUACGUCUUUCCCUCCCCUAAAAUCACAGGACAACACUGUACUGUCUCAAAUGUGUCAUUCCCUGACAGGAAAGAUGGAAGUGAUAAAGUCUGACUCUUUCAACUGUUACUUAAAUUGAUGUCAUAUCACACAAGUUGGCCCACCAAAUGUGAGGGACACAAAAGAGUAUUUUCAUGCAGUUCUUUUCCAUACAGUGAUGAUGCAUCAUAAUGAACAUGUUUGGAAAUAUUGAAACAGGACAAAAUAACAUGAAAUUGACUAUAUUUUGACAAAAUGUGUCACCAGCUCUCUUUGAAUGUACAAACGCUGGGCCACUUCCUAUAUAGCAUGUGAGAAUAAAUGACAAAACCUCAUAAUACGUUCUGACCCAACAUGACCUCAAUAAGUAGAGAGAUCAUGUCAGUUCAAGCCUCAUUACCUGGGCGUGUUUGCCAGGGAAUAUAGGGACAGGAUGAGAGACCGCAUGAUCACGGCUGUAGGAUUGUGCCAAACCAGGUGCUUUCAAGUUCUUUUUUUAAAGCCAAAAUAUCAUCAGAAUAUCUCUGAUCAGUCUUUCUUGCUGGAUUUUUUUGAAGAACCAAAAAUGGUUCUUCUAUGGCAUCACUGUGAAGAACUUUUACUUUUCCUCUGAUGCAUAUAUUUUUGUGCAUUUAAACUGUGUGAUAUAUUUAGCAUGCUUGCAUACUUCACUCUUUAUCUGCAUGUUGCGCCCCCGUAUUGCUUAAGGUCUACUGUAUGUGAUACUAAGUAUUGCCAUCAUUAAAGGAUGAGCUUACUGUAAGUCGACCAGCUGGUCAGGUGCAGGUGUUAAAGUGUUAAGUAAGGAUAUCAUUAGAUUAAAUGUCUCUUCAUGCCCUGUGACUGAGGACAAAUUUAAACCGGAGGGGGAAGUAUAGUAUUAUUGUACAGUUUAUACAGUUUAUAUAUGUGACCCAAUCAUUUUUUUUAUUGCUGUUUUCUAUCUAAAAUCAUCCUAAUGAACAUUCUGUUAUAAUAUAACCUUGAUAUCUUGAAUAUUGACUGAAAUCAAUGAUUCAAAAAAUCAAACUUAGAUGCUCCCAAUUUCAUCAUUACAUUAUAGACUUUAGCCUGGAUUUCACAGAUAGACUUACAUUUAGUGCUUUUUGUAUCUGUGGUAUAGGAUACGUUCUAGUAGUGUUAAAAGGAAUAGUUUAUCCAAAAAAUGAAUUUUUGGUGUCAGUUUACUCACCCUCAGGCCUUUUUUGCUGAAAGUGUCACCAUUUGUUGAAUAGAGCGUAUAGAGAGUAAAAUAACAGCAAAUGCCCCUUCAAAGUCUGUGAAAAGUGAUAUCAGAGAAUUGUUUCUAAAAACAUUAUAUAUUUUAGAAAUGUACCUUUUUUACAUUUCUGUGUUUAGGGUUAUUUUGGCGGGGCAAAAACGGUGGCUUGAUAAUGCAUUGAAGCCAGCGAUCAUGGCCCCGCCCCUAACACGAUCGCAAGCAUCCAUUCAGGUUGUAGCGGACGUUUUUUUUAUUGAACAUUUAAAAUUCAGACUUAUACAAAAGGACAAGUCCACAUAUCGUCACAUAUUUUCACAGACUGUACAUAAAUUAAAAGGCAUCACAAACGUAUAUUAAAUUCAUAUAAGGUUGUAGCGGAAGUUGAUAGCUUUCCCGCGAGUGGGCGUGGUUUAGGCGACGACAGCGGACACGCCCCCAGCGCUGUUUUUUCAAGAUUUUGAACUUGUUAUUUGUCAUUUUUUUUAUUACAU